This is a messenger RNA of Sciurus carolinensis (gray squirrel), 1307 nucleotides long. Its product is annotated as HLA class II histocompatibility antigen, DM beta chain. The transcript has 6 exons. Gene Ontology annotation, molecular function: MHC class II protein complex binding. Gene Ontology annotation, biological process: positive regulation of T cell activation; immunoglobulin production involved in immunoglobulin-mediated immune response; antigen processing and presentation of exogenous peptide antigen via MHC class II. Bases 193 to 984 code for a protein of 263 amino acids. Lineage: Eukaryota; Metazoa; Chordata; Mammalia; Rodentia; Sciuridae. Gene Ontology annotation, cellular component: lysosomal membrane; MHC class II protein complex; late endosome membrane. The record is from RefSeq and is a predicted model, not a curated record.
CUCAGAUGAGUUGGUCGGAACAGGUUUAGUAUCAAAUCACUCAUCUAGUGAGGAUCAAGGGACACCUGCAAUACCUUAUUCUGUGCAGUGUGUGGAGAUCAUUUACCCAGACUGAGGCUUCCAGAGCAGGAAAGGAUCCAAGGCCCUGUAAGAGCUGGUCCUGGGGCUUGAAUCCCCUGUGUCCACCAGAGCAUGACCACACUCCUGCGGCUGCUGCUGGGCCUCAGCCUGGGCUGCACAGGAGCAGGUGGCUUUGUGGCUCAUGUGGAAAGCACCUGUCUCUUGGAUGAUGACCGGACUCCAAAGGAAUUCACAUAUUGUGUUUCCUUCAACAAAGACCUAUUAGCCUGCUGGAAUCCAGAGGUGGGAAAAAUAGCCCCUUGUGAAUUUGGAACACUGAAUUUCUUGGCCCAAGACAUCUCAGAAUACCUCAACCGAAAUGAUAACCUCCUCCAGCGCUUGCGUAACGGACUCCAGGAUUGUGACACACACACCCAGCCCUUCUGGAAAUCACUGACCAACAGAACACGACCGCCAACGGUGCAAGUAGCCCAAACCACUCCUUUUAACACAAGGGAGCCUGUGAUGCUGGCCUGCUACGUGUGGGGCUUCUAUCCGGCUGAGGUGACCAUCACGUGGAUGAAGAAUGGGCAGUUUAUCAACCCUAACAACAGUGCUCAGAAGACUGCCCAGCCCAAUGGAGACUGGACUUAUCAGACCGUUUCCCAUUUAGCCUUAACACCCUCUUAUGGGGAUACCUAUACCUGUGUGGUGGAGCACUUUGGGACUAUUGGGCCAAUCCUUCAGGACUGGACACCUGGGCUGUCCCCUAUACAGAUUGUGAAGGUUUCUGUGUCUGCAGUGACUCUGGGCCUGGGCUUCAUCAUCUUCUCUCUUGGUUUGAUCAGCUGGCGGAAGUCUGGCUCCUCUAGCUACAUUCCCCUUCCUGGAUCCAAUUAUCCAGAAGGACGGCACAUUUCCUAGGGACAGACUCCUACAACUUCCACUCUGAGGAGAUUCAAAUUCUUAAUGAUGCUACCAUACCCCCCAAUAUCUUUAAAUCCCCCUACUUUCUUUUGGAUCCUAAGUUUUUUUCCACUUAAUUCUUUGAAUUUCCCAGUCCCCCCAUGUAAACCUUAGCUUGUUCUGGGGAAUAUUCUGUAAUUAAAUUAUUAUCCAAGCCUAUAUUUCUGGGGUAAGUAUAAUCCAGGGGAGGGGAUUAAAGGUCCUCCUGAGGGCCCCAUUGUGCCAAAGAGGUCACUGAGUUGCUGGUGGUCAUCUCUGACAAAUAAAUCCUGAUGGAAAUA